CUGCCGCUGCAGGAGAGAUCAGAUGGGAAGAACAUUUUCCAAAUAUGGUCCCCAAACUUCGGGGCCUGGAUAACCCGGCAGCACCCACUGCCGUCUGCUCGGACGGAGAGUGCACUUCAGAAGGCUGCGGUGCCAACUAAAACCAUGCAGUCCCUGUCCAUGGAAGUGGGCAGCAGCAGCAGCAGCUCAGCUCCCAGCGACACAUCUGGUCCGGUGGUGCAGGUGUGCUUCCCCGGCGCUCAGGCCUCGGUGCUGGACAGCCUGAACCGGCAGAGGGAAGACGGCAGGCUCUGUGACCUCUCCAUCCACGUCCAGGGACAAGUGUUCAAAGCCCACCGCUGCGUCCUGGCUGCCUCCUCUCCGUACUUCCAUGACCAGGUGCUACUGAAGAACAUGUCUACGGUCUCCAUCCCGGCAGUGAUGGACCCGCUGGCGUUUGAGAGCGUGCUGAGCUGCGCCUACACCGGUCAGCUCCGGAUGCUGCGCGAGGACAUCGUCAACUACCUUACGGUGGGCAGCGUCCUGCAGAUGUGGCACAUCGUGGACAAAUGCACCGAGCUGCUGAAGGAGGGCCGGGCUGCAGCGGGAGGAGGGAGCAGCGGAGGAGGAGGAGGAGGAGGAGGAGGUCUGCAGGAUGGAGCGACUGUCGGAGAACGAGGCGGAGGGUCGGCCAUCCUCGGAUGCAGCAGUAGCAUUGGCGACGGCGGCGUUGCAGGCGGUGGUAAUGGAGCUAGCAGGGAUGGCAGUGGCGGUCAAGCCCAGGUGGAAGGGUCCAACGAGCCCCAGCGUGCCUCCCAACCUCCCAGCCGCCCGCCAGUGAGUGAGAGCCAGUCCCCCAGCAGCACCAACUACUUCAGCCCCAGGGACGGGAGCAGCUUUGGAGGAAGCGGUGCGGCCGCAGCCGGGGUGUCAGGGGACGGAGGCAGGGCCAGCAACACCCCCAGCUACUGCACCCCGUCGGGAGGAGAGGAAGCCUUCCUUAUAGAAGAGGAGGAGGAGGAGGAGGAGGAGGAAGAGGAGGAGGAAGUGGAGGAGGAAGUGUUGUACCACCAAAGGAAGAGAGGAAGAGGAGGAGGAGGCAGUGGGAGGAGGAAGAAAAUUAGCUCAGUGUUGGAGCAGGAGGUCGGGGUCAGCGACAGCUUUGGUGUGUCCUCUUAUCAGGAUGGGGAGGACUCUGCGUUGCCGCUACUGAAGCGUCCUACCUACAGCCAGCCCAGCAUCAUGCCCCGGAAACAGUGGGUGGUGGUGAAAACCGAACACAUGGAGGACGACGACCUCAUCGUCGUGUCCGGGGAAGAGGACGAGGACGACGAGGAUGAGAGGGAGCUGGAGCUGGCCAGAGAGAGGGAGAGAAGCGACUUCAACAUCUCCAACGUCCGGAGCCUUUCUUCCGAUCUGGGAGGCAGAGCUGAGAGCGAAAUGGACUCACAGGUGGACUACUGCCAGUCGUCAGAAGACUACCUCAAGUUUGACGGCAGUUUAAUGGACCAGACUUUAGCUCACCUUCAUGACAGUGCCGCAGGUCAGAGCCAGAGCGCGAACCGUGCUGUGUCCGCACUGCUGGGCCAAGUCCAGUCUGCGGCCUCAGCCCGGGCCCAGCUUUUCCCCCUGGACAUGCAGGGGAACCAGAUCCUCCUCUACAGCCAGGCCUCCGGACUCUCCCUGGACGGCGCCGCCCAUCCACUCGGGAUGGGGGGCGGUAUGAUGGGAGGAGCCGCUUUCAAAGGUCCCGGUCUAGAGCAUGGUGCAGUCCACCUGUCGGCGCAAGGCGGUUUGGGGGUCGAUGGCAUGGACUGUGGGGGGAUCGGCGGUGGGGGCGCCGGCGCUGGGAGUUCGGGGAAAGUGUUCAUGUGCCACUGUGGGAAGACCUUUACCCACAAGAGCAUGAGGGACCGCCACAUAAACAUGCACCUGGACCUGAGGCCCUUCCACUGCCCCGUCUGUGCCAAGAAGUUCAAGAUGAAGCAUCACCUCACGGAGCACAUGAAGACGCACACGGGCCUCAAGCCGUACGACUGCCUCGGCUGCGGCAAGAAGUUCAUGUGGCGCGACAGCUUCAUGCGCCACCGCUCGCACUGCGAGAGGCGCAGCAGGCUGGGGGAGGGCGGCGAAGGCGGGGGAAGCGGCAGUGAGGGCGGGAGAAGAGGAGGAAGUGAGGAUGGGCCAGAUAUGAUAGCCUCCCCUCACCACCUUCUGUCUGGGGGUGACGGAGGACAAGGCAGUAUUCUGGGAGGUGGAGGAGGAGGAGGAGGAGGAGGAGGGAGAAGAGGAGGAGGUGGUGAGGUUGGGCCAGAUUUAAUGGCCUCCCCUCACCACCUUUUGUCUGGGGGUGACGGAGGACAAGGCAGUAUUCUGGGAGGUGGAGGAGGAGGAGGAGGAGGAGGAGGAAUGUCUGCUUCCUCUCCACAUCUUUCUGGCGCCGGCGUCUCAGCCACAGGAAGCAGCAGCAGCAGCAACAUGAGUAACAGUAUGGCCGCCGCAGUGCCGCUUCUCGGGGUCGUCUCCCGGAGUCCUGGUCAGGGGUCAGGGAUGUUCGCUGGUCUGGGUCUGGGUCCAAGUGUGUGCGAUGAGGACGUGUGCGAAGUCGGCGCCAAUGACGGCAGCGUGACUUAAACCCCAAGUGCGAGUUCUGUCCAACGGGCCUGAGCGAACUGUCCUGUUCUCGUUCCUGCUGCUGUUUGUACAACAUGGUCAACUUGGAACCUCUGAAUCACUCCGAACACAGGGAGUGCGCACCUCGUCUGUCAGUUUGAGUGGUGGGGGAAAGGCGACGCUCCCGUUGGACAAAGACUCUGAGAUUCCAGUCGACUGCGCUGGUCCUGAAGCCGUCUUAAGUUAUCCGCAGUUCUUUUGGGAAACUCGCCUCCGAAAAGUGACCUCAUUUUAAAAAAUCAUUUUAAAAAAAUGGACCUUUCGUCUCAGUGAGUAAGCUAUCGUUUGAAAUAUCCCAGAUGUUAGUAAAGUAUAUUUUUGGGGGAAUGCUUUGCGCGUCGAGAGGAGACCAACAAUGAAGAGACAGCACUUCACUAACUGUUCCUCGCUAACAUUGUUAGUGUCAGAGGAGAAAGAAAAAAAGGCUGUUAUGAAUUGCUGUGAAUCUGCAGUAUUGUAUUGUAAUGUAUCACUGUUAUAUGGAAAAAACAACAACACAAAUCUGCAAGAGCAAAGCAUCCAUAACCAACUGCUCCGGGCAGCGGGGGGUUCCUCAGUGUCCCGUGGGACCGACAGCACCGCCUCCCGGGGUUGCAACAUGCUGCUGUGCUUGAAGCCCAACCUGGAUCCCAGUGAAGGGAUCAUCAGUCUUAUUUAUGCUGCUUAUUCACCAACCUGUGCAUCCUUCAAUACUUUCUCAGAUCUUACAGAGGUACUCAUGUUCCAGCUGUAAACUCACCAAUAUGACUGUGAUGAAACACAAAUGAAAUGGUCAAUCUCUUUUCCGAUAUGCUCCAUGCCCACGCGACCACAAACACUACCUGUCACUGAUGAGCUCGGCGCUCCAACAGCAGAGGGCGGAGCCUCCUGUUGCUCCUCACUGUUGCUGCUGUUACCUGCUUUCACUUUUUUUCUCGUCGUUCACAGAGUUCUCGUGCUUUGAGAAGUAUAUUACUACUGUAAAUACAUAGAGAUAUAUGUCGUUUUUUACUCAUCAGAACCUGGAACCAAUACGGACUUGUGACACUGAUGCGUUCGCUGCUUUGGAAGCCGGUAAUCAGGAGGGACGGUGAUCAUCUGGACCUACAGUGCACUCCCAUCGGAGCUACACACUGUAUAGUGUGUCGUUAUUCUUUCUACAUGAGGGCAUAGCUCACCUCCUGGAUGUUGUAGUUUCAGAGGUAGUUUUGGGAAUUGUAAAACUACUAAUUGAUUAGUUGAUAGACAAAAAAUGUAUCAGUGACAGUUUUGAGCCUAUUAUUUUUAAAAGUGAAGGUAAAUAAACCACACAAUGUUUCAUGUUCAUCGCAUUGUUGGGAAUUUAACACAUCGUGUGUAUGUAUAUAUGUUCGUGUGUGUAUGUGUAUAUAUAUAUGUGUGUGUGU
This is a messenger RNA of Cyclopterus lumpus (lumpfish), 4037 nucleotides long. RefSeq names its product zinc finger and BTB domain containing 22b (gene zbtb22b). Gene Ontology annotation, biological process: regulation of transcription by RNA polymerase II. The transcript is spliced from 6 exons. NCBI's taxonomy places the organism in Eukaryota, Metazoa, Chordata, Actinopteri, Perciformes, Cyclopteridae. The record is from RefSeq and is a predicted model, not a curated record. The coding region runs from base 145 to 2613 and encodes 822 amino acids. Gene Ontology annotation, molecular function: protein binding; RNA polymerase II cis-regulatory region sequence-specific DNA binding; DNA-binding transcription factor activity, RNA polymerase II-specific.